Messenger RNA from Acanthopagrus latus (yellowfin seabream), 1702 nucleotides. It is a transcript of the gene cd9a, whose product is annotated as CD9 molecule a. The coding region runs from base 158 to 844 and encodes 228 amino acids. The record is from RefSeq and is a predicted model, not a curated record. Gene Ontology annotation, cellular component: membrane. NCBI's taxonomy places the organism in Eukaryota, Metazoa, Chordata, Actinopteri, Spariformes, Sparidae. The transcript is spliced from 8 exons.
CACAGCACGACGCGCGUAUCAGUGCCGGCGCGUCGGCAAAUAACCUCAUUCUGCAUACUGACUGUUAUUUCGAAGGUCUUCUCUGGUAUUAUACCGUCGGUCUGAAACAAGGUGACAGCCACCAGCAAGAAGUGCGAUCCACGGCUCAAGCACCGCCAUGGCUGCGCUGUCGGGAGGAGAGAUGUGCAUCAAAUACCUGAUGUUCGCCUUCAACCUGGUGUUCUGGCUUGCUGGCACCGCUGUCUUUGCCAUAGGCCUGUGGCUGAGAUUAGACCCAAAGACCAAAGGCCUGUUUGAAGGAUCAGACUCUCCGUAUGUGUUUUACACAGGUGUGUACAUCCUGAUAGGAGCUGGAGCACUGAUGAUGGUGGUGGGUUUUCUGGGAUGUUGUGGGGCCAUCCAGGAGUCCCCCUGUAUGCUCGGACUGUUCUUCUUCUUCCUGCUUAUCAUUUUUGCCGUCGAGGUCGCAGCCGGAAUCUGGGGAUUUUCCAACCAAAGCAAGGUGGUGAACGACAUCACAAACUUCUACAUGCAGACGUACAAGAACUACCAGAUGACAGGAGAUGAACGCCUCAAAGACACACUGCGGUUGAUCCAAAAAGGGCUGAACUGUUGCGGACCAACUGGCACAGUAGCAGAUUCCGCCAAAGACACCUGUCCUAAGGGCGAGCCACUUGAGGAGCUCAUUACUAAGAGCUGUCCAGACGCUAUUGAUGAGGUGUUUGACUCCAAGCUACACAUCAUAGGUGGAGUGGGCAUCGCCAUCGGGGUUGUUAUGGUGUUUGGGAUGAUCUUUAGCAUGCUCCUGUGCUGUGCCAUCAGGAAGUCUCGGGAAGUGGUGUGAAACCCACCACCACACCCUCAAGUCCUUAUUAUUGUUGCAUGAUGUCACUCCAAGAGUCACAUGACUCUCCACUGCCAAUAGAAACACUGCUUGUUCAAGGGGGAUAACCUAAGCUAUGCUGGGUGCAGAUAUUUCUGAUUUUUAAAUUAUACAUUAGUAAUUGUAACUGUGCUGCUGACACUUCCUGGACCAUAUAUUUGCAAUGUGGUUACUUGGCCCAACUAUAGACUGGGUGUCAUCUGUGCUUCAGUGGCAGUGUAGUACAGAAAUGUGUAAUUGUGUGGUCAUUUGAUUGAAAUUAGUGUUUGUGAACGGCUAAUUAUCUAAACAAAAGAUCAUAUUAUUGUAUACUGAUCACAUUUCUCACCUUCUGGCAAGGAGUCAUGGACUAGGGCCUUAAAAGAAAGGCAACCACCACCACUUCAGCACAAUACAGCAGUAGCCAAUGAAAUUAUACAUUUCCUUUUCCUUACAACACUGAAGUCAAACCAAGGUGACUUGUAGCCAACUGAAUGCCGAGCUGUGAACUGUGUUGACUGUGGUCUGUUCUAGCUUGGUAUUAGAGUAGCAUUUCAGAUCCGUUAUUGUGACAUUCAGUUUGCGUCUGUCUUUCUCCAUCUUCUAACUUGCCCAUUCUAAAAAAAAACGCCUUUAAGUUUUUGUCACAUUUUGUAAAUGUCUUCUUUUUUUUUAUUUGUAAAAGAUUUAUACACUUAGUUGGUUGUACGGUAAUUGCAGAUUGAUUAUGUAUUUUAUAAUGUCCUUUUAUUUUACAGAGACUGGGUUGAUUUAUAACAUAUGCACUAUGUUUUACAUAGUUUAAAAUUAAUGAGAACCAAAUAAACCAAACUGAGUCGA